This is a messenger RNA of Peniophora sp. CBMAI 1063, 519 nucleotides long. Lineage: Eukaryota; Fungi; Basidiomycota; Agaricomycetes; Russulales; Peniophoraceae. The record is from the annotation of a GenBank genome assembly.
AUGCCUCUGCAAGCGCUCGUGCAUGGACCCGGCGUGCGUUGCAUCGCAACUGAUGUAGCGCGCCUCGUUAUGCGGCGUUGGUAUCCGAAGAUGCCCGCGCUGCAUCGGGUCGUCUACCCACUGCUCCCUCCGACAUGCCGGUGUACGUGUGACGCUAUACGCAAGCAUGACUUCGUCGUGCGAGCGUCGCUUGACGCCCGUUCGAGGACCUAUAAGAACGCUUCGCCCUUUGCUCAGACAAUCCAAUCAUGUUCACCAUCUCUCUUGGGGGAGGCACUCAUCCGCUGUGGCAAGCCUGCCAGUCGUAGUAGGCUGUUCAUAGCGUCCUGUGGGGAGCCUCCCCCGCCCCUCUCCCUUCGACCUCUGCAUAGCCUCAGAGUCGAAGUUCGCACUGUUGUUAUCUGCGCAGGCGACUGUAUGCUUCAUGCACGAACGACCCGUCGCUCUUUACCACACCUAUCCGUUCAUCUGUGUCCAUGGCUUGAAAUUCAUGUGCAGGCUGCGGUCAUAUCAGUCUAG